Molecule: messenger RNA, 2183 nt
Organism: Scleropages formosus (Asian bonytongue)
Lineage: Eukaryota; Metazoa; Chordata; Actinopteri; Osteoglossiformes; Osteoglossidae
Product: A disintegrin and metalloproteinase with thrombospondin motifs 19-like
Biological process (GO): extracellular matrix organization; proteolysis
Cellular component (GO): extracellular matrix
Molecular function (GO): metalloendopeptidase activity
Source: RefSeq, a predicted model, not a curated record
AUGGGUGUGAGCCAUGACAACGAUCACCCGUCCUGCGCCAACAGCCUGCACAUAAUGUCGGGCGAGUGGAUCAAAGGGCAGAAUCUGGGCGAUGUUUCCUGGUCUCGCUGCAGCCGUGAAGACGUGGAGAGGUUCUUGAGGUCCAAAUCCAGCAGCUGUCUUUUGCAGACAGACCCCCUAAGUCUGAAUUCCGUGAUCUUGCCAUCCAAACUCCCAGGCAUGUCCUACACUGCAGAUGAGCAGUGUCAGAUCCUCUUUGGGCCAACAGCAUCUCACUGCAAGAGCAUGCAGCACGCAAUGUGUUCUGGCCUCUGGUGUCGUGUUGAUGGAGAGCAGGAGUGUAAAACCAAGCUGGACCCACCCAUGGACGGCACUGAGUGUGACACGGGAAAGUGGUGCCGAGCCGGGGAGUGUGCGAGUGGGACGGCGCAGCCGGUGAACACCAUAGGCCAGUGGAGUGCCUGGGGCCCAUGGGGGCCCUGCAGUCGAACCUGCGGCACGGGGAUCGAUACCCGGCAGCGCAAGUGUGAGAGCCCAAGAUCCAGCAGGAUAGUAUGGGACUGCAUGGGGCCAACGAUACAACAGAAGCUGUGCGAGAACCUCCCCUUCACCGGGCUGCCUGGCUUCAGGGACUUACAGUGCCAGACAUUCAACCGGCCAUCGCUCCGCUGGUACGCCGUCAUGGAUGAUGAGAGGCCGUGCACCCUCUUUUGCUCCACAUCUGGGAAGGAGCAGCCCGUCCUGCUUGCAGACAAGGUCCUGGAUGGAACCCGGUGCGGCCCGCAGGAGUCCGGCGUUUGUGCCAACGGGACUUGUCAGAAAGUGGGCUGUGAUGCCAUCCUGGGGUCCCUGGCCAGCGAGGACCACUGUGGAGUUUGCAAUGGGAAUGGCAAGUCCUGCAAGGUCAUAAAAGGUGACUUCAACCAGACCCUUGGACCAGGCUAUGUAGAGGCGGUGGUCAUUCCCACUGGGGCUCGGAGGAUCAGAGUCGUAGAGAAGAAGCCCACUCAGAGCUACCUCGCUCUCAAAGAUGCCAGCAAGCAAUCGAUUAACAGCAACUGGAAAAUCGAGCUUCCGGGCACUUUCAACAUCGCCGGGACGACGGUACACUAUGUCAGAAGGGGUCUGUGGGAGAAGAUGUCUGCCAAAGGUCCCACCACUUCCCCACUGCAUCUUAUGGUGCUGCUCUUCACCAACCAGAGUUGCGGGAUCCACUAUGAAUACACCAUCCCAGUUGAGGCGUUUGUGGGGCGGGCCAGCGAGCCUCUCUAUAUGUGGACCCACUCCGGUUGGGAAGACUGCCAUGCUGUGUGUGGAGGAGGAGAAAGGAGGACCAUGGUGACCUGCACUGAGAUUGUCAACAAGACAACGAGCGUGGUGGACAGCCGGAAGUGCAGCCACCUGACGAGACCAGAGCCACAAGUACGCAAGUGCAAUGAGCAGCCCUGCCAGACCAGGUGGAUGAUGACAGAGUGGACAUCCUGCUCGAGGACCUGUGGGAAGGGUUCCCAGAGCCGGCAAGUGGCCUGCACCCUGCAGCUACGCAACGGUACCCUAGUAAAGGCCAAGGAACGGGACUGCAUGGGCCCCAAGCCCGCGACCAGUCAGCGGUGCGAGGGCCAGGAUUGCCUGACCGUGUGGGAGGCUGGCGUGUGGUCUGAGUGCUCAGUGAAGUGCGGCAGAGGGGCUCGGCACCGGCCUGUGAAAUGCACCAACCCGCGGCGCAAAUGUGACCUGUCAACUGUGCCGCGCGAGGUGGAGGACUGCGAGGACUACUCCAAGUGCUACGUCUGGAGGACUGGAGACUGGGCCAAGUGCUCUGUUACCUGUGGCAAAGGCAUGCAGUCGCGUGUCAUCCAGUGCAUGCACAAGAUCACGGGGCGCCACGGAAACGAGUGCUUCUCAUCCGAAAAGCCGGCGGCGUACCGGCCGUGCCACCUGCAGCCUUGCAACGAGCGCGUCAAUGUCAACACCAUCACUUCGCCGCGCCUCGCCGCCUUGACAUUCAAGUGCCUUGGGGACCAGUGGCCGGUGUACUGCAAGGUGGUCCGGGAGAAGAACCUGUGCCAGGACAUGCGAUGGUACCAGCGCUGCUGCGAGACCUGCAGGGACUUUUACGCUCAGAAGAUGCAGCUGAGAAGUUGACACCACCAGAGAAGGACGGUUUCACUUUAUUUAUACCA